AUGUAUCUAUUAUUUCAGCUACAGUAUUGUUUCUUUUAUUCAAUCAACUGUUUUUAUCUCUCCCAUAUAUACCGCCCAUAUUUCUUUCUUGUUGUUCUUUUAUUGGAUCACCCCCACCUUUUCUUUCUUUCUUUCUUUCUUUCUUUCUUUCUUUCUUUCUUUCUUUCUUUCUUUGGAACAGUGUUGCUUUCUUUCCCAUACUUAUCUAUGUUUCUUUCUCUCUUUCUAUUGGCCCAGUUUACUUUCAUUCACCCUACAUUUCUUUCUUUCUUUAAUUAUUUAUUUAUUUCUGUCAUAUAUACCUCUCGUCCUUUUUUUUUAUCUAUCUUUCUAUCUAUCUUCUAUCUUCUAUCUAUCUAUCUUUUCUUUCUUUCUUUCUUUCUUACGUACCCACUUUCUUCCUUUUAUUUCUGUCUAAUAAGCCCUACAUUUCUUUCUUUCUUUAAUUAUUUAUUUAUUUCUGUCAUAUAUGCCUCUCGUCCUUUUUUUCUAUCUAUCUAUCUAUCUAUCUAUCUAUCUAUCUAUCUAUCUUUCUUUCUUUCUUUCUUUCUUACGUACCCACUUUCUUCCUUUUAUUUCUGUCUAAUAAACCCUACAUUUCUUUCUUUCUUUUCUUUAUUUAUUUAUUUCUGUCAUUUUUCCUUUUUUUAUCUUUAUCAUUAUUUAUUUCUAUCUAUCUAUCUAUCUAUAUCUAUCUAUCUAUCUUUCUUUUUCUUUUCUUUCCUUUUCUUUCUUUCGUUUUCUUCCUUUUAUUUCUGUCUAAUAAACCCUACAUUUCUUUCUUUCUUUAUUAUUUAUUUAUUUCUGUCAUCCUCUCGUCCUUCUAUCUAUCUAUCUAUCUUCUAUCUUCUAUUUCUUUUUCUUUCUUUCUUUCUUACGUACUCACUUUCUUCCUUUUAUUUCUGUCUAAUAAGCCCUACAUUUCUUUCUUUCUUUAAUUAUUUAUUUAUUUCUGUCAUAUAUGCCUCUCGUCCUUUUUUUCUAUCUAUCUAUCUAUCUAUCUAUCUAUCUAUCUAUCUAUCUAUCUAUCUAUCUAUCUAUCUAUCUUUCUUUCUUUCUUUCUUUCUUUCUUUCUUACCCCUACAUUUCUUUCUUUCUUUAAUUAUUUAUUUAUUUCUGUCAUAUAUGCCUCUCGUCCUUUUUUCUUCUAUCUUCUAUCUAUCUAUCUAUCUUUCUUUCUUUCUUUCUUUCUUUCUACAUAUUUCUUCCUUUUAUUUCAUCUAA
Molecule: messenger RNA, 1224 nt
Organism: Acanthosepion pharaonis
Lineage: Eukaryota; Metazoa; Mollusca; Cephalopoda; Sepiida; Sepiidae
Source: the annotation of a GenBank genome assembly